GAAGCGGAGAGACAACCCGGGAAAUCUGCAGACUGACAACAGCUCCGCCCACACAAGAGGCUGGUCACAUGGGCAUGACGUCAUCACAGGUCCUUUUGCCCACUAGGAAAUAGCGUCUCCCCGGCUGUAUCUCAGGAUUGUGUAGAAAUGAAGUGCUACAUUAAGAGCACAGACGGCAAACACAGUCCUAUAGAGCUCCCCGAUGGAGUAGGAGUCAUCCUGGGAAGAGGACCUGAGACCUGUAUCACAGAUAGAAAGUGUUCCAAGCAGCAAGCGGAGUUUGUAGCCAAUGUUGGGAAGAAAGUUGUUCGCGUCACACAGCUGGGUGCAAACCCUACCUCAGUUGGAGAGGUGAAGCUGAAGCAUGGGGAGAGCACAUUGUUGAAUGAGAAUCAGACUCUGCACAUGGUGAAUUCCUUAUAUCCUUACACUGUUGUGUUCAGUGAUGAAAGUCCAAGCAGAAGGAAACCCAGGGACACAAAGCCGGCGGCUGCCACCUCUCCAAAGAAAACUAUUACAGACUUUUUUAAUGCAUCCACAUCGGAAAGCAAAAAUAGGACCAAACGGAAGGAAGAUGGUAAAUCAGAACCAAGCAGCAAGAGAACAAAGACACAAGGGUUCGCUUCUAGGCCUGAAGAAAAUAGUGAGGAGUCAGAGGAUGAAGACAUUUCCUAUAAACUUAAGGAGUUGCAGGAGACAGCAGCCAAAGCAAACCACACGAGUACAAAAACAUCUAGAGACUCUCCUGAUACCUUGAGAGGCACAGCCUGCAGCAAAGACACCUGGGAAGAACACGGCAAGCUUCUAGUGUUUACCAAGCAAGGUGUGCAGUCAUCUUCUAAGAUUGCCGGGUUCGACAUUGAUGGAACCAUUAUAACUACAAAGUCUGGGAAGGUCUUCCCCACCAGUGCAGAUGAUUGGAGAAUUUUGUAUCCUGAAAUUCCCAAAAAAUUAAAAGCCGUUUUGGCAGAUGGAUAUAAGGUGGUCUUCUUCACCAAUCAGAUGGGAAUUACUCGUGGUAAGCUAAGGCCUGAAGUUUUUAAAGCCAAAGCAGAAGCUGUUUUAGAUCAGUUGGGAAUACCUGUUCAGAUUUUUGUGGCGACUGGUUUGGGUGUAUACCGUAAACCUGUCACUGGAAUGUGGGACUACCUUUGUGAGAAGGCUAAUGAUGGUAUGAAAGUGAAGAAGGAAGACUGCGUAUAUGUAGGAGAUGCUGCAGGAAGACCUGCAAACUGGGCUCCUGACCGUAAGAAGAAAGAUUUCUCCUGCAGUGACCGCUUGUUCGCAAUAAACAUUGGCAUACAGUUCUACACUCCAGAAGAGUAUUUCCUUGGCUGGAAGAAAGCUGCAUUUAAUCUACCUACCUUUGAUCCUAAAGCUCUGAAUCCCAGUGGUCCGCUCUACGAUCCUCCUUCUUCGUCCUUGGUCUCGUCUUCUGUAGAAGUAGUCGUAACUGUUGGCUUUCCUGCAGCUGGAAAAUCUACUUUUAUAAAAGAACACCUGGCGCCAAAAGGUUAUGCGUAUGCCAACAGGGACACACUUGGAACGUGGCAGAAGUGUGUUGCAGCCUGUGAGGACGCUCUGAAAAAAGGCAAGAGUAUAGUAAUUGAUAACACCAACCCUGAUGUGGAAUCUCGCAGCCGAUAUAUCAGCUGUGCACAGAAGGCAGGCGUCCCGGUCCGAUGCUUCCUCUUCACAGCACCUCUUGAAAUUGCCAAGCACAACAAUCGGUUCCGGGAGAUGACCAGUAAAGGACAUGUUUCAGUAAAUGACAUGGUCAUCAAUAGCUACAAAAGUAAAUUUGUGGCUCCCUCUCUGAGCGAAGGUUUUAGUGAAAUUCUUAAAAUCAACUUUGUGCCAAAUUUCAAAGAUCCGGAUCUAAAAGCCAUGUAUGAGCAAUUCUCAGAGGGCUGAGUUACAGCUUCUACAAUGAUCUGGGACCAGUCAUCACCCAAGCAAAAGAAGCUUAAAUAAUUUAGUUUACAUGUUGUAGAGGACAAAGCCACUCCAGACAAGCUCUUUUAUCGGUGACUUCAAAGCAGAUGAAAAGUCGAGAAAUCAAGGUUCUGUAACUUCAUUUUUUACCACUUGGUGGCGCUGUUGAUUUGUAGAAUUAUUAUUAUUUUUUUCAAAUUUUUCUUGCUAAUGCACAUUGUUCUUAUUGUUAAAUAAAUACAAUUGUCCUGACUGCAAAUAAUCACAAUCAUUAGAAAUGUGGAAGAAAUUAGAUCCAUUACCGGGACUGACCCUCAAUUACAGGAGUUAGUGCAGACUGAAUGACACCUUAUGUCUUCUUGACAUUGCACCCGUGCCAAUGAUGUCAUUUCUUGGCUCUCGCACAGGCUGUUGAGAUCGCUCAAAUAUGUCCCCUUAACGCAGACACUUAAUAAACCCUGGAACAUUUUCUCUUCUUGUACCUUGGCUGUUCUGCGAGUUUAAUUAAAAACAAAAUUCUUCACAGAUUCCUAAUGGAACACACUGAUAAUCUGCUGGCAUUGCUAAUAUCAAGAAGACUGGAUGUUGGUCCCCAGAAGGGGGGUCUUUGUUUCUCCCGCACUUCCUCUUAAAGCUGUGGUCCCUAUAUUGCAGACCUCCAGAUGUUGCAAAUCUCCAACUCCCAUCAUGUCUGGACAGCCAACGUUGGCCAUAUAGGCAUGCUAAAAGUUGUAGUUUUGCAACAGGUAGAGGUCCACCACUGUUCUAGAAUCACUAGAUACCUAAAUAACCAAAAACAAUCUUUACAUAUUUACUUUUAAACAAAUGAUACCAACUUUUGUGUAUUCUAUGCAUCUUAUGCAGUGACCAGUGCCCACCAUGAUGGCGGCCAUUUUCAUACCAAUUUCUGGAAACCUAGAAAGGCAAGUAAUCUGCACUAUAAUAUGAUUCAAGCCAUUUCUUUGUCUUCACUGUCAUUCUGGAAUUGUAUUCAGGAACAAUAAUAAUAUUAAGAAUAGUAAUUAUUUAUUUGUAUAGCGCACACAGAUACUGCAGCGCUGUCCCUGUCCCCAUUGGGGCUUACAAAUGAAAUUCACCAAUUGGUAUGUUUUAAAGGGUUUUUGCCGCUGCCCCAGCGUUUGGAACAUUUUGUUGCGAAUGCUUGUAGCGGGUGGUGAGAGUUGGGACGUCACGGCCACGCCCCCUCAAUGCAAGACUAUGGGAGGGGGCGUGGUGGCCUAUAGUCUUGCAUUGAGAGGGCGUAGCGUGACGUCAGGAGGGGCGGAGCCGUGACAUCAUCGCGGGGGUUCCAGCAGCUGGACCUCCACGACCAGACAUCUUACCUCCUAAUCUUUGGAUAGGGGAAAAGAUGUCUAGGGGCAGAGUACCCCUUUAAAGCAUGGGAUGAAACCCACACAAACACUGUGAGAACAUACAAACUCCCUGCAGAUGUUGUGGGAUUUGAACCUAGGAUCCCAGCGCUAACCGCUAAACCACCAUGCUGCCAGCAGUACAAUACAUUCCAUCCAGAAGGGUUCUACAGAUCAUGAAACUGAUAAAAGGCAUUUAAAUAUCCAAAAACGGAGUGCUCUAAUAUACACUGUAUGAAAAGGGGUCUUCCAAUCAUUCCAAAUCCAAUACCAGUACCUCUUUGGAACGCGGUGGCAGUGUCCCUCUGGCGUCCCCAUACACUGUGCAAGGAUGCUGCAGCCAAUUCCGGACAUAAGCAACAAGUACAUAUGACCACGAAGCUAGUCCCAUCUCUGAGGCACUUCCGCUCCUACGGUGUCCAUUUUAGGACAUAGUCAGCCAUACCUCCAUCCUCCGUCAGACUAAACAGCGCCCCUCCUCCUCCCCCCUCAGACCAAUCGCCGUCAGUCGUCAGCCGCAACUCUGUCCUCCGUCAGACAAAACAGCGUCCUGCCUCCUCCCUCGGACCAAUCGCCGUCAGCCACAACUCCGUCCUCCAUCAGACAAAACGGCGUCCCUCCUCCUCCCUCACACCAAUCGCUCUUAUCCUUCAGCCACAACUCCCUCAUCCGAAAGUCCCUUAUCCAAAACGCCGUCAUGCCCCAGGCGCAACUUCCUGCCGCAUAGCAGAGCCGAUGCUGCACAGCACUGUAUAGCAGAGCCCACAUGGAAUACCAUGUACAGCAGAACCCGUAUAGCAGAGAGCCGACACUGACUCGGCUCCGCUACACUGCAACAAGGUUUUUCGUCUGAGGGAUGACGGAGUUUUGGAUGAGAGACUUUAGGAUGACAAAGGAGGGAGUUGCGGCUGACGCCUGAUGGCGAUUGGUCCGAGGGAGGAGGCGGGACGCUGUUUUGCCUGAGGUACGGCUGACGAUUGAUGAUGUCCUAAAAUGGACACCGUACGCUCCAAAUAUCUGCCCACCUGCAAUUUUUUGUUAGGCCUGGAAAACACCUAUAAGGAAUUCAUAUUUCUAAAAGCAGUGAAACUAUUGCCUGUGAUAUGAAAAUGUAAAAUUCAGGAUCUGUGUCUCAGGGUAUACUAAACAAUAAAAUUGCUACAUUUGUUUGUUAAAAUCCUGCGUCUUACCUUUUUUUUUCAUGCAGUUUCAAUCCAAACAGAUUGA
This is a messenger RNA of Hyla sarda, 4532 nucleotides long. RefSeq names its product polynucleotide kinase 3'-phosphatase (gene PNKP). Gene Ontology annotation, molecular function: polynucleotide 3'-phosphatase activity; ATP-dependent polydeoxyribonucleotide 5'-hydroxyl-kinase activity; double-stranded DNA binding. Gene Ontology annotation, cellular component: nucleus. The coding region runs from base 148 to 1914 and encodes 588 amino acids. Lineage: Eukaryota; Metazoa; Chordata; Amphibia; Anura; Hylidae. The record is from RefSeq and is a predicted model, not a curated record. The transcript is spliced from 17 exons. Gene Ontology annotation, biological process: DNA repair.